AGGAAGUAUUGCCCGACGAGCACACUGCACGAACGUCCAGUAGCAUGUCUCAAACACUCGGCAUGCUUGUAGUUGAGGUAGUAGUAUCGUCGGCAACGAGAAAAUCGUCCGCGUUUACCCGCGUGAAGGCUGGCGCACACGUUAGCCAGUGAAAUCGCGCGCGACAGCGCAGGUAAUUUUCGGAUAGAGUCGUCCGGGUUCGUGGGAGUCACCGCGGGAGUUUGAAAAUUGUGGGACAGUUACUGGCAUCGUCGUCCUCUUUGACAUAUCGAGAGUAGCGACCGCGUCGUCGAGACGUGUAGUGGUAAUUGUCGUUGAUCGCGUGAAGUUGGUCGAGUACGCGUAAGUGAGAGAGAAAGAGAGGGAGAAAAAGAGUUAUAGAGCGAGAAACAGAGCAACAGACUCUUCUCGCACUUGUCGUUGGGUUCAAACUCGGGCAGAAGCCGCCGAAAGGUGGUGGGAGAAAAGUUCUCGAGUUCCCACAUUCCUGGCUGCCACAGCUCGCCUGCCUGCCUGCCUGCGUGCGAAAAACGUCAAGAUCCGCUGCUCGGCAUUAGCAUUAAAGCGCCGCGCGGCUAAUGCAACGAGGAAAAGGGAACACGGUGAAACGUGCUCCGGCCGCGCACGGAGCCGGCGAUAGCGCACGUCGCACGAAACGGGUCGCGGGCCAUCGCCGCCGUCCUGCCUCCAUCGCCGCCGUUGCCGCCGCCGCCUCCGCCGCCGCCGCUACCACCACCGCUGCCACCGCUGCCGCGGCUGCCACGAGAGACACGACGUCGCUGUAGCGUUCGGCGCGCGAGCAGGGAGAUCGCGACGGAGCGACGUUCAACGCAGGUCGCGCGCGCGCGAGAGAGCACGAGUCGCAAACAGUCGCGAGCGGCCGUACUGAAGUUCGCCGAGAGAAUCUCUCUGCCGGUCUCUCGCUGCGAUUGUCGAACGAUAGCACGAAGGAUACAGGCAGAUGCGGUGUGCGCCAAUAGUCGAGCUCGUGAGCGCGCGCAGUGCGUACGCUGGGUCUCGGCAGGUACGACGUCCCGAGGAGCGACGUAUCCCGGAAGGUGAGCUACGACCACGAGCUGUGCCGACGAGUUCUCCUCGGAACCGGGCAGAGGAGUAAAUACAAAAGUGCACGGUGGGCGAGGGGUGUAUAUAUAUAUAUAUAUAUAUAUAUAUAAUAUAUAUCUCUCGAGAGAGGAGGUGUGUUGUCCCCGUUCGUUUUUCCCCCCUUUUCUUUCUUUAUUUUUCCGUGGUGCGCGCGAGGGAGAGUCACUGGAACGAAACGAGCGCGAGAUCGUGCCGUCGUACGUAAAGCCCGGGUUUUUCGGUUUGGAGAAAGGGAGAGAAGGAGAGGAAUUCGUGUGCGCGAGUGUCAAACGAAAGAAGGCAACGAAGAGCAGGAGGAGGAGGAGGAAGAGGAGGAGGGGUGCGUGAGGUGCUGCUGGUGGUGAUGAUACGCGGCGUGCACCCGAUCGAUGCACCCGUGCGAGCGCAACACCACGACACUACCGCUGUCGCCACCGCCGUCACUGCCGCUGCUCGCCGCCGCCGCCGCCGCCGCCUCUGGCUGGCUGCUCUCCUCGACGCCCGGUUACGUUAACGGUGGAAUUCCGCUCGAGAGGAAUCUAAAGGCGGGGACUCUGACGUCACUCUGCUCAUGAUAAUGAGUUCUCACGUUGGCCGAGACGAGACGCGCGUGUGUAUGCGGCCCGAGGAGCGUGCGCUCGCGCGCACAAAUAUGCACCCGUCGACCGCACGGAGAUAGAGAGAGAGGUUUUGGAUGGAUCUAGAGCGCAGUGAAAUAUGCCAAGAAGACGGAAUGGGGAGAUACCGCUUCCGGAAGGGUGGGACGUCGCCCAGGACUUUGACGGGAAGGUGUACUUCAUCGAUCACAACACUCGGAAAACUACGUGGAUCGACCCCCGGGACAGGUUCACUAAGCCCCAGACAUUCGCGGAUUGUAUCGGGAACGAGCUACCACUUGGUUGGGAGGAGGCUUACGAUAAACACGUGGGCGCCUACUACAUCAAUCAUGUCAAUCAAACGACGCAACUGGAAGACCCAAGGCAGGAAUGGCGAGCCAUUCAGGAGGCCAUGCUUCGAGAGUACCUGCAGACCGCACAGGACGUACUGGAGGCAAAGAAGGAGAUUUACGACAUAAAACAGCAGAGGCUUUGCCUGGCGCAGGAUGAGUACAAUCACCUCAAUAACGCCCUAUCUACCCUUGGCGCAUCGCGUACAAGUUUGUGUUCCAGCUCAAGUUCCUUGAGUACCAAAUACGAUCCCGAUCUGCUGAAAUCCGACGUGGCACUCGCCAGGAGCAGAGUUUCUCGAUUGAAGCGAGAGCUCGAGCAGAUUCGAGCGGAGAUGAACUGCACGCAACGAGGAGUGGAUACUCUUACUAGCGUGGAGCAAAAAUUGAGCGGCCACCAUAGCGGUUGCUACAAUAUCACGGAAGCGCAGGCGAUCAUGACAGAGCUGCGUAAUAUCCAGAAGUCCUUAAGCUCCGGUGAGAAGGAGAAGGCCGAGCUGAUGCAGUCGCUGGCGCAACUUAAGGACGAACUGACGAGGUUGCAAUUCUGCGAGGGCAGUCCGGAAGCUAGCACGCUCAGUCUGCCGCAGGAGAAGCUCAGCACGGCUUCCCAGACCGACUUAUCGGGCGAGCUGGUGCCGAUCGGUACUCGAUUGGCCGAGAUGGCGCGCAUGAGGUUGCAAUACGACGAAGCGAGGAAGAGAAUUCAGCAUAUUCAACAGCAGCUGGCGGAUCUCGAGGAGAAGGUAAUGCCGGGUCAAACAGAGAGCGACAAAGAUAAAUUACUGCUGUUCCAAGAAAAAGAGCAAUUAUUGAGAGAGCUGCGCAGCAUCACGCCGCGCACGAGGACGCAGCAGGACAUGAAGAGAAUUCAGUGCGAGAUUCGCAGGCUCGAGCAAGACCUCAAUAACGCGUUCGAGCUGUCGAACAAGACCAUCACGGACCGCGUGCGAUUGCACGAAGAGAAACAGCUUCUGUUGCAACAGCUGAGGGACGCUCUACGCUCAAUGGCGAUGUUGGAGGGACAACUGAAGACCUUGAGCGCGAGUACGCUGUCAGUGAGCAGCAGUUCGAGCCUUGGCAGUCUCAGCACUACAAGCAGCAAGGGUUCUCUCAGUUCCGGAUUGAGUUUCACGGAUAUUUACGGCGGCCCACAGUGUUUAAGCACGAGUGGCUCGCAACAGGAGCGACCGGUCGACAUGGUGGACCUGCACAGACGCGUAGAGAGACUGUUGCGAGGCUCCGAGCAACAGAACAACCUGAUCGGUACACCAUCGCCCGGCAGAUCUCAGCCCAGUCUCUCACCGCGCUCGAGCUUAUCCAGCGUGAGCCCUCCGGUGUCUCCGUUGUAUGAAAACGCACCGAUAGGUCCGCCACCUACGUAUGAGCAGGUGGAACUACAAAGGCGGCAGCAUCAGAAGGUGACGCCUACGGCGACAACGAGCAGUGCUGCGCCACACCUGGACGGGAGCCAACUGGAGGACCGUUUGACGGAACUCAGGCUCAGUCAGCAACAGCAGCAACAGGGAGUUGUUUCUCAGGAGCAGGCAUCGUGCUCCUCGAACAAUUCGCAGGAACGUCUGAGGCUCGUGGUCGGUCCUCAUCCGCCCGUCGAGCUGCAGUCGAAUAACAUGUCGCAGGGCAGCGGUCUCGGCAGGCCCGGGAUACAGCUGCCAGCGUCAUUGCCUCAGCAGGAGCCGCCACCCUUGUCACCGAUCAGCGAGACGCCACCACCCACCGGGAUCAGGUCAAGGGCCAGUAGCUCUGGCACCAACACCAGAUCCGUCUCCGCUGCGGUAUCUGACGAGAGUGUCGCCGGUGACUCGGGCGUCUUCGAGGCGUCCAAUCGCAAAAGACUGUCCGGACUCAUCUCCGACGUGGACCUGUUGGCGUCAGGCGAGAUGAGUCUGGAAACGGCGCAAGUGCAGAUCAAACUGAGGUAUUCAGUGAGCGACGGAUUGCUUCACGUUGGCAUCGAACGCGCGAGGAAUCUGGCCGCCCUUUUCAUACCCAAUAACGCGGAAGUAUACAUCAAGGCCGCUUUGCUGCCGAUGCAACUGCCCGUUAAUCACAUGUGUUGCACGAAAGCCGUCGUGGAUCUACGAAAACCAACCUUCGGCGAGACAUUUCCGAUCGCUGUGCCGCUCAAUAAACUGUACACGAAGACGCUGCAAGUGAAUGUCUGGUGUACGAGCAACGAAUCCGAGGAAUGCUUGGGUUCUGCGCAAGUCUCGUUGGCAGACUUCAGCCCAGAAUCUCCUAGCGUCAAAUGGUACAACAUACUCUCCUUCCGUUUCAUGCAACCGUCUGACAGUCCUAGCGCUAGCACCAGCAACAACGUGUCCGCGAAUGUUGCCGUCAGGCAAGCCAAGCACGACAAACAGGAGUCAGAUAUUUCAGUAUAUAGGAACACGCAGAAUACAAAGGAGGAGAGUAGCGACGAGAGCACGAUCAUCAGUUCUCAGACGUCCACCUUGACGAGAAAUCAAGGCUGCGACGAGCUGCAGACUGCUGUGUCGCUGAGAUUGGAGGAGCUGGCCAAUUGUUUGGGCAGUCCGGAGGAGGAAGACGAGGGUGGAGGCAGCGGUAGUGGAAGUGGGAGCGGAGGCAGCAACAACGAGGAAGACAUACCCGAGGAUUUCAUGACGGAAGACAACGUCCUGGAAGACGUUUUGGAGCACGAAGAGGACGAGGAACUGAACGAUGAAACGAGGCAAACGGAAGACAAGGAAACGAACACCGAGUGUGUGUUUAUUCCGGAGCAAGGCAAACAGAGGAAACUAUCCGCGGCCGGCGUUGCGCCCGGCGCCAUUCACGACGACAAGAAUUCCAUCGUGAUCAAAAGGAGUCAGACGUUCUCGCCGAGCGCGGCUGUCAGUAAAAAUCAUUAUAUAUGUCGGCUUAAUCGCAGCGACAGCGAUAGCAGCAUGCCUCUUUAUCGCAAAGGUGGGCCUUUCCAACGAAACUCAGUGGAGAGACGUUCGCUGCGAUGGCGUCGGCCGUCCUCGGCCCUCAGCUGCAAAACCACUUCGAAGAAAUCAUCUCAUCUACCACCCACAGCGAGAACAUCGUUGGACCUCGAAUUAGAUCUCCAAGCGCAACAUGCCAAACUGAAUAAUCUCCAGGACGAGCUCACGAGGUUACGGGAACUGAAGCAACGGUUGGAGCAGGCGCGCGAGAAAGGUGAUGCCGAUUUGGCGACCUGGCUGUUGGAGGAUCACAAGUUCCAGAGUCUCAUGGCGCAGGCCGAGAGCGGCAAGAACGGCAGGAGUGCCGAAGAGAAGAAAGUAGAUAAAAUGCUGAAGAAAACCUCGAAGGAAAUCUACAAGCUGAGGAAAACGAAGGUUGCGAAAGGAAAACCCGAUAUAAUCUCCUUCAAGGAAAAAAUGGCCUUCUUCACGCGCGUGAAUUCGAACGUUCCUGUUCUGCCGCCCGAGGACUUCGGGCCCGACGGCAGUGUAUAUCCGACGAUGGCACAGGCGCAUAUGCACAGGAGGUACGCGUCCGAACCCGUGACCACCACCACUCACAAUAGUUACAUCGGGAACUCGACGACACGGCCGAAUAGCGUUCCUAGCGGCAGUUCCGCGUCGUCCUCGGCCUCGAAGAGUGGUGGUGGCGGUGGUGUGACGGUGGAGCGAAACGCGAGUAACAUCGUUGCGUCGGCGACGAAUGCCGAUGAGGACGUCUCGGUCGUCAGCAACGCCACGAGCAAGUCUGUGUCCGCUAAGAGUCGGUCAGCGGCGGCAGCGGCGGCGGCGGCGACGACGACAACAACAAUGAUGACGACGACGACGAUGAUAACGACGACGACGACGACGACGACGGAGUCGAACGCGCAGAGUUCGGAGAACGGCGAGGACGAGAGCGUCAUCGAGAAGAACAACGGGGAGCCAAAGAGAUAUGAAUACGUGGUUGACCGAGUGUUGGGCGUGGAGGUGUGAGAACCGGAAAGUAGGAUCAUCGAUGUGGAUUCGUCGACGACGAAUCGACUCGCGCGCGCUCAAAGCUACGAAGCUAUGAACUAUAAAAACGGUCCCUUGAUGGCUGUAUUCUCGAGACUUUUGCGUACACGUAAGUUCCAUUGCGCGGCUAUUUUACGUUACGACUGUGCCCGCGCAAAAGAACUUCUACGUAUACACGCCAAAAUCUCGAGAAUAUGGACUACUCUCCGGGUAGCUGAAAUGCAAGGAUAAUCGAACGAUCGCAGCGCGACAGAAUAGCGGCUUCCUAAUUCUCAGUAUCAGGUGCCAUGUACGGAUUCUCACUUAGCACAUUUACCCUCCACCGAGCGCACCUCGUUGCUUUAUUUGCGGCGCGUCUGUGCCAAUGCUGCGUGCUAUAGAAGCGAUCUUCUGAUGGGCGUAAUACACUACGAACGGAUGCGCGAACGCGCAUUGUGUAUGUGUAUGUGUACGUAUAUACGUACACAUACGUACACGCAUAUAUAUAUAUAUAUAUAUAUAUAUAUAUAUAUAUAUAUAUAUAUAUAUAU
This is a messenger RNA of Odontomachus brunneus, 6524 nucleotides long. RefSeq names its product protein kibra (gene kibra). The record is from RefSeq and is a predicted model, not a curated record. Gene Ontology annotation, molecular function: kinase binding; molecular adaptor activity. Gene Ontology annotation, biological process: regulation of hippo signaling; cell migration; regulation of DNA-templated transcription. The transcript has 13 exons. The coding region runs from base 1801 to 5973 and encodes 1390 amino acids. Lineage: Eukaryota; Metazoa; Arthropoda; Insecta; Hymenoptera; Formicidae. Gene Ontology annotation, cellular component: cytoplasm.